Molecule: messenger RNA, 2043 nt
Organism: Plasmodium inui San Antonio 1
Lineage: Eukaryota; Apicomplexa; Aconoidasida; Haemosporida; Plasmodiidae
Exons: 2
Coding region: 1-2043 (680 amino acids)
Molecular function (GO): RNA binding
Source: RefSeq, a predicted model, not a curated record
AUGGCCCUGGGAAUAUUCAGAAAGAACAAAGCGAACGACACCGUCGCACAGAACAAGGACGUCGUAGAAGAGGACAGCAAAGUGGACAACAAGCUGACGGAGUCCACCGCAGCGGAGUCGGAAGUAAAGCCCGUGGUUGCAGGGAAGAAGAAGAAGAACGCGAAGAAAGGUAAGGCGUCGAAGAAGGACGCCUCGUCUGAGUCGUCCAGCUCGUCCGACUCCUCCGACGACAGCGACGGGGAGGAGGUCAAUGGAGAGGUGAACGUAGAGGCGAACCUAGAGAACAACUCCGCGAAUGUAGAGGCAAACGUACAGAGCGACCCCGCGAACGUGGCCAAGUCCAACUCCUCGUCGUCUGACUCGUCCGACUCCUCCGAUUCUUCAGAGGAGGAAGAGACCAAAGCUGCGAAGCCAGCCAAGGGUAAGGCGAUCAAGGCAGAGAAGGCUUCUAAAGCGGCGAAGAAGGCCAAGGCGAAAGAGGCCAAAGAAGCGAAGGAGACCAAAGCGAAGGCAAAAGCGGCUGAGGAGAAAGCGGCGAAGAAGCAGGAAAACAAAUCCGACUCAGAUUCAGACUCCGACACGGACUUCGACUCCGACUCAGAUUCGGAUUCUGAUUCUGACGAGGAUGAAGCGGAACAGAAGAAGCUGCAACAGCAGAAGCAGAAACAACAGAAGCAACAGAAGAAGCUGAAUAACAAGGCGGGUGCGGGAAACCCAAGUGGCGAGCUCGCCAAUGGACAGACCGGAGGAAAGAACAAAAGGAGAAAUGAAAUGACCGUAGCGGACAACAACAAGGGAAAAAAUAAGAAGCAGAAAUUUAACAAAAAUGAAAAAAAUGCAAAGGAUAACAUGGUCAAUGGCGGUGCUGAGGAAGAUGUGGAAGAAGAUGGAGAAGGGGAAGAUGAGGAGGAGGGUAAUUUCCCCACCGAGUUUGUAGUGACCAUACUGAACAUAAGUAGAGACACACAGGAAGAAGAUUUAAGAUCCUACUUGAAGGAGUUACUUAGCGAUGAUUAUGAAGAAGAGAAACUGACGAUCCAUAUGAAUCGACUGUACAACAGUGCCUAUAUAUAUUGUUCAGAAAAAAGCAUCAUGGAUAUCUUCGCUUCAAAAUAUAACGAGAAGUUUAAUGGAGUCCCAAUAAAGAUUCACCUUAACCCGAAUGCCAUCUCUUCCGUUACUCUCUCCCACGUUGGAAAAAACACAACGGAGGAGCAGGUAAGAAGUGCCUUCGAGAAAUAUGGGAAUAUCACCAAAGUGAACUUUUUCGCCGGAAGAACCAAAGCGCAGAUUACAUUUGACACGCUACAAAGCUGUGUUAAGUCCUUGGAACACGAUGGGCUUCUCAUAGGGGAUUGUUAUGUUCACGUGGCGAUGAUGCUGAAUGGGAAUAACUACAAUAGUAACUUCUCCGAAAAUGCGUAUGGGAACAGGGGCCACAGGAAUAACUACCAGGGGAAUAAUAAUAAUGCGAGUAAUGGGCAGGAGAACGAGGGGGGAAAUGGAGGUGGUAGGGGUGGCAACUUCUUUGGAAAGAAGUUUGGCCAUGUGAACAAGUUCAAUAGGAACGGCAGCAACUUCAAUCGAGGAAACGACGAAACCAACGGGGGUGGCGGCGGCUUCAAUAAAGGAAGUGGCUUCAACAAAGGGGGUGGCUUCAACAAGGGAGGCAACUACAAGGGAGGCAGCUUCAACAACAAUGGAGGCGGCUUUAACAACAAUGGAGGAGGCUUCAAUAAAGGAGGUAGCUUCAAUAAGGGAGGCAACUUCAACAAGGGAGGCAACUUCAACAAUGGAGGUAACUACAACAAUGGAGGUAACUUCAACAAUGGAGGUAACUUCAACAAUGGAGGAGGCUUCAAUAAGGGAGGCAGCUUCAACAAGGGAGGCAACUUCAACAAGGGAGGUAACUACAACAAUGGAGGUAACAACAAUGGAACCAACAACAAUGACGACGGGAACGGGAAGAAGUUUAAUAAGAAGCCCUUCAACAACUUCAAGAACAGGAAGAACCAGGAGUUGGCCGCGGGUGCCGACAACUAG